AUGGACUCAAACAUGUCAAGACUCAUUUGAAUUAUUACGUCAAUGUCUUCUUGAAGCUCCAAUUAUUGCUUAUCCUCGAUUUGAUCAAACUUUUAUUUUACAAUUAGAUGCUUCUGAUGUUGGUCUAUCUGCUAUUCUAGUACAAAAAUUGGUUGAUGAUGAUAAUGUUACUCCUGGACAUGUUAUUGGUUAUGCUAGUCGUACACUAUCAUCGGCUGAACGUAAAUAUACAGCAACAGAACGUGAAUGUUUAGCUAUCGUCUAUGGUUGUAAUUAUUAUCGACCAUAUCUUGAAGGUGUUCGUUUUACUGCUGUUACUGAUCAUAGAGCUCUUAAAUGGCUCCAUUCAACGAAAGAUCUUAACACUCGAUUAGCACGUUGGGCAAUGCAGAUUGCUACUUAUGAUAUGAAUAUUCAACAUCGACUUGAUAGUGAAAAUGGUCCUCUUGAUGCACUUUCACGUUAUCCAUUAGAUAUUAUUGCUGAUGAUGAAGAUGCUGAAAAUUAUUCUUUUAUUGCUUCACUUACAUCUAAUUGUCUUAAUACAACAAAUACUGAUCUCUUAUCUUCAUGUCCUUCUGAUUCUGGUUCAUUAUUAUUAGUGGAUUUUUUUCGACAAAAUUUAUUACCACCAACUUCAUUAACAAUUCCAAUACCUUUACUAUGUAUUUCUUCUACACCAUCUACGUCAUCUAUAGCUAAUAUUCAUUUUGCUGAUAAUAUUAAUUUAUAUGAACAAAUUCGUACUGCUCAAUGGAAUGAUUCUUCUCUUUUACCAUUACUUAAUUAUCUUCAACAUCAGAUUAUUCCUACAGUUGAUAAUCUUAAUAAAUUUUAUGGAUUAGCUCGUUUAUAUCGAGUAAUUGAUGGUGCACUUUAUCGUCUAUUUCGUACUCGUCAUUUACCUGAAGAUCAAACAUUCAUUCCAUCUUCAUUAUCUGAACGUACACUUCUCGUUAUUCCUACAUCAGAAAUACCUCAUGUUCUUCAACUUGCUCAUGAUCAUGCAACAGCUGCUCAUCUUGGUCGUCGUAAAACAUUAUCUCGUUUAACCUCACGAUUUUAUUGGUCACAUAUGCGUCGUGAUGUUAUUAAUUAUGUACGCGCUUGCAUUUUAUGCCAACAAUAUAAACCUGAUAAUAAAAAACCCGGUGGUUUAAUGAAACCAAUUAUCGUAUCUGAACCAUGGUAUACAGUUGGUAUUGAUAUUACUGGUCCAUUACCAAAGACUCGUCGUGGUAAUCGUUUUAUUCUCGUGGUGGUUGAUUAUUUUACUAAAUGGGUUGAACUAUUUCUUCUACAAUCUACAAAAGCAACUACUAUAGCUUAA
Adineta steineri is the source of this 1330-nucleotide messenger RNA. The record is from the annotation of a GenBank genome assembly. Lineage: Eukaryota; Metazoa; Rotifera; Eurotatoria; Adinetida; Adinetidae.